Vespa crabro (European hornet) is the source of this 781-nucleotide messenger RNA. It is a transcript of the gene CCDC53, whose product is annotated as WASH complex subunit 3. Gene Ontology annotation, biological process: exocytosis; actin filament polymerization. The coding region runs from base 99 to 692 and encodes 197 amino acids. Lineage: Eukaryota; Metazoa; Arthropoda; Insecta; Hymenoptera; Vespidae. The record is from RefSeq and is a predicted model, not a curated record. Gene Ontology annotation, cellular component: WASH complex. The transcript is spliced from 4 exons.
ACCAACCAGUAACUAAUGAUCUAUGGAAAUAUGAUUCUCAAUUUGACACUUAUUGCUUUCACAGAAUUUAUGUAAAAUUACUUUUAUAUGCAGGAUGAAUGAUUAUAAAAUGCCUAUUAUCGAGCCUACUAUCGAUUAUACAAAGGUGGAAAUAUUUAAACAUCCAUUUUUCUUUGCAUGUUCCACCAAUAAAUCAAAAAAGAACAAUUUCUUUUAUUAAUCAUUUUAUUAUACAUACUGUAACGUUUCUUAAUAAAUUUGCACUAUCAUGCGAAGAGAAAUUAUUUGAAUUUGAAAAUAAACUUCAAAGAGUAGAAGCAUCUCUAGCAAUUCUUGAAUCUCGGUUAUCUUCGAUACCAGACUUGCAACCAUGCACAGAUAUUCAAAAUGAUAACAUCAAAGAAAACAAUGAAGUUAAAUCUGAGAAUGUAGAAGUCUCAAAAAUAGAUGAACCAGAUAACGUAGAGGAAAACAAAUCUAGUAGCAAUGAAUCUUCUAUACAGCAAGUUGAAAGAGAUCCUCGUUAUGAUAAAUAUUUUAGAAUGAUUCAUUUUGGUGCACAAAAAGAAGCAGUCAAAUUACAAGUACAACAAGAAGGACUCGACCCGACUGUUUUGGACGAGCCUCAACAUAUACCUUCUUCUAAAGGCAAAUCGAAUGUGGCAAAUACAACUGCGAGUCAAGGUGACUAACUUAUUGAAUGUUAUAAACAUACUAUCGUUAACAUAUUUGUUAUAUCAAAAAAAUCACUCUUAAUAAAAUAAACAAAUAUAAAAAUUCA